Messenger RNA from Tripterygium wilfordii, 5380 nucleotides. RefSeq lists its product as uncharacterized. Lineage: Eukaryota; Viridiplantae; Streptophyta; Magnoliopsida; Celastrales; Celastraceae. The transcript has 13 exons. Gene Ontology annotation, biological process: regulation of transcription by RNA polymerase II. Gene Ontology annotation, cellular component: histone deacetylase complex; chromatin. The coding region runs from base 266 to 4756 and encodes 1496 amino acids. Gene Ontology annotation, molecular function: histone H3K9 demethylase activity; chromatin DNA binding; transcription coregulator activity. The record is from RefSeq and is a predicted model, not a curated record.
GACAGCCGCAAAUUUACUUCUCUCCUCUUCCUGCAAAUAUGCAAUUUAACAAUGCUGUUUUGCUACUGUAAUGGGUGUAUAUAAUAUUACAUUGCAUUUCUUACUAGAAAACCCAACAAUACUACUUUCCUGAUUUCCUCUUACGGAAUUACGAGCAUUAGAGACACUAUUGUUGAUUUUGUUCUCUCAGUCAAAUUCAGUUCGAAGUUUCAUUAAAGGGGAACUUUUGCCGAGUUUCUUCUUUUUCUUCCUCAUGAGGUGAGCCAUGGAUGAGUAUAGGAGAUGCUCAAGAUCGACCGGAAACUGGAGGUGCGGGGAGAGAGCCUCGACUGGGAGAGCUCUUUGCGAGAAGCAUUAUAUGUUUAUGGUGAAGAGGAAUGAGGAGAUCAAGGAGAAGAAAAGGAAGAGGGACAAUGGAACUGGAGCUGAGUUGGGUAGUCAAAAGAGGAGUCGAAAUCGACAAGGAAGUGAUGAGAAUUCAAAAAUGAUGUUGCAGAGGGUUGGCGGGGAAGAUGGUUUGCCAAAUACGGAUGUGGGUUUUUGUGGUGAAGGGAUUCAUGGUGUCUGUGGUAUGAAAAAUGGUGAAAAUGAUACUUCGGUUUUUUGUGGAAGUGUUUUGGUUCCUAGUGAACCAUGUGAAGAAGAUGGUGGUGCGAGGACUAAUGGAGCGGAAGAAGCACAAGGGGGCGUGUCUGCUGAAGUUGCGUGGAAUAACAGUUGUCUAGGUCAUGGUGGCGAAGCCAAUGCUGGAAAUGGGGACAUCAGGCUUGGAGAGGGAGGAAAUCAAGACGAACUUUGUGCGUUCAGCGUUCAUGGUGAAGGCGUUGGAAGCCUCUUUGGUGGGGUUCAUGGUGGAAAUAUUGGUUUAUGUUACAAUGGCAAUGGGUUUCAGUGUUUGAACACUGAAUCAGGGUGUGCUAGCUUAGAUGCAAUCCAGAAUCUGUUUGGCGAAAUUACAUAUGGGGAUGGUGGUGAAGGAAAUCAAAAUGGGUAUCUUGAAGAUUCACAGCAUGACAAAGAUGAAGUAAUACCAAAGAAGAGCAAGCCUGGCAGGCCAAAGGGGUCGAAAAAUAAACCAAAAAUACAUGCAGAUGAUGGUACUAAGGAUGAAGAUAAGCUUUUGAGAGGGAAAAGGAAGUUUGGUAGGCCAAAGGGUUCAAAGAAUCAGAUGAAAAAACUUGCAGGUGAAGAGCAACUAGUGCCCGUUGAAGUCACAGGUGAUAAUGGAGAAGGGAUUGUCCGGGAAAAGAUUGGGCUCGUAGAAAAUGCAGGGAAAAUUUUGCAGAUACGUAAGCUUGGCCGACCUAAGGGUUCCAAAAACAAGAAGACAGCAUUUGCAGCCGGUAAUCAGGAAAUCAUCAGUAAUCAUGCUGAUGGAGGUGAUGAGACAAUGACACUGCUGGGUCUGGAGAAGGAGCAGACUAGUCUUUUUGGCAAAGGAGAUCAAGCUGUAUCUGCAGAGUUGACUGGUGUUGAUGGAGGUGCAAAUGGAAAUUUCCAACCUAAAAGAAUACCUAACCAGCCAAAGGGUUCCAAAGGUGAGGACAAAAAGGCUGCUGGUGAUAGUGAAGAAGGAAAUAACAUUGUCCAGCGAAAGGAAAGGAGAGGAAGACCCAAAGGUUCCAAAAAUAAGAAGAAAAAUGUUGCUGGUGAUGGGGUUGCUGGUUAUAGUGAAGUAGGAAAUAAGAUUGUCCAGCCAAAGGAAAACAGAGGAAGUCCAAAAGGUUCCAAAAGUAAGGAGAAAAAUGUUGCCGGUGAUGGGGCUGCUGGUGAUAGUGAAGAAGGAAAUAAGAUUGUCCAGCAAAAGGAAAGGAGAGGAAGACCGAAAGGUUCCAAAAAUAAGGAGAAAAAUGUUGCAGGUGAUGGGGCUGCUGGUAAUAGUGAAGAAGGAACUAAGAUUGUCCAGCAAAAGGAACGGAGAGGAAGACCGAAAGGUUCUAAAAGUAAGAAGAAAAUUAUUGCCGGUAAUGGGGCUGCUGGUGAUAGUGAAAAUGGAAAUAAGAUUUUCCAGCAAAAGGAAAGGAGAGGAGGACUGAAAGGUUCAAAGAUUAAGAAACAUAGUCUUGUAGCUGAUAAUCAAGACAUUUACGUUCAAACUGUUGAGACCAGUCAUAAUGUUGCUGAUAGGAUUGUUGCCAUAGAAGGGUUGGACGGUGGUAGAACCACUUUUUUGAGUGAAGAGGUAGGAGCAAUGGCUGGUGAACAGAAAAUUUCUGCUACCAGUAUUGGAAAUAUGACUCUAGUGCCAAAACGUGGCAGACCAAAGUGUUCAAAGAAGAAGAAGCCACUCUCUGCUGAAGAAGAUCAGAGCCGGAUUGGGGAAAUCAAGAACAGGAAUAGAGGAGAUGGAAGGUCGAUGGAAAAGCGGGGCAGGCCAAUUGAUGCUACCAGCUGGAAAAAGAAGGAAAGGGGUUUGAGGUGCCACCAGUGCUUAAGGAGCAAAAGGAACAAAGUUGUCAUUUGUUCACACUGUCAAAGAAGACGAUAUUGUCAUAAGUGCCUUUCAAAGUGGUACCCUGACAAAACAAGAAAAGAUGUAGAGAUUGCGUGCCCAUUUUGCUGUGGUAACUGCAAUUGCAGGUUGUGUCUCAAGGAGGAUUUAGCUGUGCUGGUCGUGCAGGAAGAAGAAGUAGAUACCAAAUUGCAAAAGCUGCUUUAUUUGCUGGAUAGAACCCUGCCUCUCCUCAGAGAUAUUCAACAAGAGCAGUCUUCUGAACUGGAUGUGGAAGCAAAUAUUUUUGGUGAGCCACUGACAGAAGAUACUGUGCCAAGAUCUGUAAUUGAAGAUGAUGAUCGAGUCUAUUGUGAUAAUUGCAACACAUCCAUUGUCAACUUCCACAGAAGCUGUCCAAACCCUGCUUGUUCUUAUGAUCUCUGCCUCACUUGCUGUCGGGAAAUUAGAGGAGAAUUUCAGACUAGAAGUAAAGAGGAAGGAUCAUCUAAUCUACAAUAUGCUGAAAGAGGAUAUAGGAAAGAUACAGCUUUGAAUGACAAAAUUCCUGAGCAUUGGAAUGGUUUGGAGAGCCAAGUGGCCCUUCGUGGAAAUGAGACAAAAGCUGAUAUUUGCGACCUUCCUGCGUGCACAGAGGCUGAUGGUAGGAUUCCUUGUCCUCCAAUUGUUCAUCGAGGUUGUGGUAGUCAGAUACUGGUGCUUAAGCGCAUCUUUGAAGCGAAUUGGGUUGACAAGCUAGUUAAGAGUGCAGAGAGAUUGACUAGUACGUAUAAGUCACCAAGCAUAGAUAUUUCUCACGAAUGCUCGUUGUGCCGUCCUACCAGUAAUUUGGACAAUGAAGAAAAACAUGUUGAAGUAAGGCAGGCGGCCUGGAGAGAGAAAAGUCAUGAUAACUUCCUGUACUGCCCAGAUUCAAUUCAGGUGGAUGACAGUGCAAUUGACCAUUUUCAAAUGCAUUGGAGGAAAGGUGAACCAGUUAUUGUUAGAAAUGUACUCGAGAAAAGUUCGGGACUUAGUUGGGAUCCAAUGGUGAUGUGGAGGGCUUUUAUAGGUGCCACAAAGAUAUUAAAGGAGGAGGCACACAAGGUUAAAGCUAUUGAUUGCUUGGAUUGGUGUGAGGUUGAAAUUAAUAUUUUCCAGUUCUUCAAGGGUUAUUUAAAGGGUCGUUGGUAUAAAAAUGGGUGGCCGGAGAUGUUGAAGUUGAAAGAUUGGCCUCCAAAAAAUUCGUUUGAAGAGUGUUUGCCAAGGCAUGGUGCUGAGUUUACUGCCAUGCUUCCCUACAAGGAUUAUACUCAUCCAAAAUCUGGUCUUCUAAACAUUGCUACAAAGCUUCCAGCUGUUUUGAAGCCGGACUUGGGACCAAAAACAUACAUUGCCUAUGGAUCUGUGGAAGAACUUGGUAGAGGUGAUUCAGUGACCAAAUUGCACUGUGACAUUUCUGAUGCGGUUAAUGUGCUGACUCACACAACCAAAGUGAAGGUGGCUCAAUGGCAGAGGAAAGUUGAAGAAAAUUUAAAAAAGGAAUUUGAAGCUGAAGAUUUGUGUAAGCUUUAUGGAAAAAAGCAUGAGCUAUCAGGUACUUUUAAAAUGAAUCCCCAGAAAAUAUUUUGUAAAGAUGAAACAAAUAGCCCUGGAUUCUCUCAUAAUGGGGUUACUAUUGAGAGUGACUCCUCAUUGGAAUGGUUAUAUGCAAAGGAAGGGAAGCUCGAUGAACAACAAACUACCUCCAACGAGUUAGGAGACUUAGCUACAAGCAUACAGAUUUUCAACUCUCGUGCUGAUGAUUCGAGCUCCUUUUUGGAAGAAGAUUGUGUGAGAACAAAUAAUGACGUUGUAUGUGGCGGUGCUGUUUGGGACAUCUUUCGUAGGCAAGAUGUGCCGAAAUUGAUUGAGUACUUAGAGAAACAUCAGACGGAAUUUCGUGACAUCAGUAAUCUUCCUGUGAGCACUGUUAUUCAUCCUAUCCAUGACCAGACACUUUAUCUGAAUGAGAGACAUAAAAGGCAGCUAAAGGAGGAAUUCAAUAUUGAACCUUGGACGUUUGAGCAACAUCUUGGAGAGGCGGUUUUCAUUCCGGCAGGAUGCCCACAUCAAGUUAGAAAUAGACAGUCAUGCAUUAAAGUGGCCCUUGACUUUGUGUCCCCUGAAAAUGUUCAAGAGUGCAUUCGAUUGACAGAAGAUUUCCGUCUGCUUCCCAAAGGCCAUGGAGCCAAGCAAGAUAAGCUAGAGGUGAAGAAGAUGGCACUGUAUGCUGCUAGUUUUGCUACGAGUGAAGCUGCAAAUCUGAUGUCAGCAAUGGAGUAAGAAACGGCUUAAACUUUCGGCAUAAAUUUGUUUUUGUUAAACAAUUCCUGUUUUUCUCUAUAUUGCCUGCUUUUUUGGCUCUUCUACUAAAGUAUGCGCGCAUCCCUGUCAGAUAAACCAUGCAAGUAUCCGAGCACCAAGUUUCAUUAGAUAUCGAUAAGGUAAUGGCUAUAGUUGUGAACUUUGUUUUUGAUGAUGCAGAAGCAAUGUUGUAAUUAAAUUGCCAGUUUAUUUUUGGGGGGUCCUGAUAUAAUCAAGAAAAGCAAUAAGCAAAUACCACCAAGUAUACUGGAUGUACCAAUAGGCAGUAGCCUACCCUCUGAGAUGAGAAUUUUUAUCAAGUCUGCAAGAGGGGAAGCAAAGGUUCUUGGAUGUGGCAUGAGGAUUCUUUUUGAUAUUUUCUUACAGUGUCCAAUGCAUCAUGUAACGAGAACUCUUUGUGGUUGCUUUAUCUGUACUUCACUCAAUGUUCAGGUAAAAGUUCUUUAAUAGGCCAUAAUCAUGAAGUCCAGAAAAGCCAAGUGGCACCCAAUCCUGGCUGCACAUCAGAUGUUAUAUUUUUAUGAUUAUUAUUACAUUCCAUUUAUUGCUUGAUGAUGUCAAAGUGCAUUCCAGUUAUGUUUU